Messenger RNA from Malassezia sympodialis ATCC 42132, 1611 nucleotides. RefSeq names its product amidophosphoribosyltransferase (gene ADE4). Gene Ontology annotation, molecular function: amidophosphoribosyltransferase activity. The record is from RefSeq and is a predicted model, not a curated record. Lineage: Eukaryota; Fungi; Basidiomycota; Malasseziomycetes; Malasseziales; Malasseziaceae. Gene Ontology annotation, biological process: purine nucleobase biosynthetic process.
AUGUGUGGAAUCAUUGCCGUGCUGUUGCAGCAGGGGCAUGUUGCGACGGAGCUACACGAGGGUCUCGGUGUCCUGCAGCACCGAGGCCAGAACGCGGCCGGUAUCGUGACAUGCGGCCCGAAAGGGCGCUUCUACCAGUGCAAGGCGAACGGUAUGGUCCGCGACGUGUUUGAGCCGCGCAACGUGGCGAACCUCGUGGGCUCGAUGGGCGUGGGCCAUGUGCGCUACCCCACCGCCGGCUCAUUUGCGCAUGCCGAGGCGCAGCCGUUCUAUGUGAACAGCCCGUACGGUAUCGUCAUGGCGCACAAUGGCAACACGGUGAACCAGGAUGGCCUGCGCACCAUGCUCGACACCGACGCGCACCGCCACGUCAACACGGACUCGGACUCGGAGCUGCUGCUCAACCUCUUUGCGGACCGCCUGCAGCGCACGGGCAAGGUGCGGAUCAACGAGGAGGACAUCUUCACGGCGAUCCAGGGCGUCAUGACCGAGGCGGUCGGGGCGUACGCCUGUGUCGCUAUGAUCGCAGGCUUUGGCAUCCUGGCGUUCCGCGACCCCCACGGCAUCCGCCCACUGGGCAUGGCGAAGCGCCGCGCGGACGCGCCGGCGCCGGACGGCCACGGCUUUGACUAUUGCUUCGCGAGUGAGAGCGUCGUGGCCGACUCGCUCAGCUUCGAGAGCUGGGAGGAUGUGCGCCCCGGCGAGGCCGUGAUCGUGACACGCACCAACUGCACGCGCCGCACCCUCGUCGACUCGCAGGCGUUCACGCCCGACAUUUUCGAGUACGUGUACUUUGCGCGCCCCGACAGCGUGAUCGACGGCGUGAGUGUGUACCGCAGCCGCAUGGCCAUGGGCGACAGCCUCGCCAAGGCCGUGGAGCGCAACUUGCUGAGCAAGGGUGAGCAGAUCGACGUCGUAAUCCCGGUGCCAGACACGUCGCGGGUGGCCGCACUGCAGCUCGCACAGACGCUCCGCAUUCCGUUCCGCGAGGGCUUUGUGAAGAACCGGUACAUUGGCCGCACGUUCAUCAUGCCGGGACAGAGUGUGCGCCGCAAGAAUGUGCGCCGCAAGCUGAAUGCCAUGGCGCUCGAGUUUUCAGGCAAGAGCGUGCUCCUCGUCGACGACAGUAUUGUGCGCGGCACCACGUCGCGCGAGAUCAUCCAGAUGGCCCGCGACGUUGGCGCCAAGAAGGUGUAUAUGGCAAGCUGUGCGCCGCCGAUCCGCUACUCGAACGUGUACGGCAUCGAUAUGCCGAGCCGCCACGAGCUCGUCGCGCACGACCGCUCGAUCGAGCAGGUCGCCGAGUCGAUCCAGGCGGACGCAGUCAUCUACCAGACCCUCGAGGAGCUCGUGGAGUCGGUGCGCUCGCUGAACCCCGGGCUCACCAAGUUCGACUGCUCCAUCUUCGACGGCGUCUACGUCACAGGCGGCGUCAAUGAGGCGUACCUCGCCACCCUCGAGAAGCACCGCGCCGACAACGAGCAGGCGAAAAAGGCCGCCCAGCAGCUGGGCGGCGCGCCGGCCGCGCCCGCGCCCGAGGGCCUCGUCAGCUGCAGCGGCCCGAUGAACGGCGCCGAAGACUUGGGCCUCCAUAACGAAUGGAGUCGAUAG